Myripristis murdjan (pinecone soldierfish) is the source of this 1084-nucleotide messenger RNA. Its product is annotated as low choriolytic enzyme-like. The record is from RefSeq and is a predicted model, not a curated record. Gene Ontology annotation, molecular function: metalloendopeptidase activity; zinc ion binding. Gene Ontology annotation, biological process: proteolysis. NCBI's taxonomy places the organism in Eukaryota, Metazoa, Chordata, Actinopteri, Holocentriformes, Holocentridae. The transcript is spliced from 12 exons. The coding region runs from base 112 to 999 and encodes 295 amino acids.
GAUCACACCUGUUAUUGGUUGGCAGAUCUCUGUCAAAAAGCCAGCACAUGCACACACACAGCUUCGCUCUCUGUGGACCUUUUGCUCGGUUGAAGUAGUUGAUAUAACAUCAUGUGGCUUCUGCUCUUCAUCUUCAUCUGCAUUGUCAAAGUUGAUGGAGCUCCUAUAAAUGACACCCACAGUGCUGCUUCUCCAGCCACAGGCGCUAAUGUCUCAAUGUCUGAUGCAACUUGGACAGCUGGUGUAGAAACUGUGGAAGUUAAUGGUGCUCCCGUAAAUGAAACCCACGAUGUUACAGUUCCAGGUGCAGGCAGUGAUGUCUCGGAGUUCAAUGAGACUCUGACAGCCAGUGCGGAAACCAUGGAAGAACUUGAGCACGAACUGCCUGUCACCGAGGGAGACCUUUUGUUGGUGGAAGACAGGAAUGCUGUGCUGAUGCUGUGGCCGGACAUCUCCAUCCCGUACACCAUAGGUGAUGAGCUCGCUGACCGAGAGACGAGCAUCCUCGCUGCCUUCAGAAUGAUAUCCGAUCACACAUGCAUUCGCUUCCAUAGACGCACCACAGAGCUGAACUACCUGCAGUUCCUGAACGGCAGAGGCUGUGCAUCCUACGUUGGCUGUCGAGGAGGGGGGCAGCCGGUGUAUUUUGCCCGCUCCUGCAGCGUGGGGAACCUUUGUCAUGAGGUCAUCCACGCUCUGGGCCUGCAUCAUGAACACACACGCCCCGAUCGGGACCAAUACAUCAGUGUGCAAUGGCAGAGCAUCAAGGCUGGGAGAAAGAAGAACUUCAAGGUGAAACACGGGGAUACUCUCAACCUACCAUAUGACCUUGACUCCAUAAUGCAUUAUGGGAAAUAUUUCUUCACUGCAGACAAGACGCCGACCAUCAUGGCCAAGAAGGGCGGGGCGCAGAUGGGUCAGAGAAUUCGCCUCAGCCCUCUAGACAUAAAGAAACUGAACAGACUCUACCAGUGUGAUAAGAGGACCCACUUGAUGUGACCCUGGCUGACCUCGGCUAUGGAGACUGAAGUUUUUAAGUUGUUUUCACCUUGAAUUUUCUAAGAUAAAAUUUUUGCCAAAACUA